UAACACUACACCAACACAGAAUCUUAACUAGCUUAAUUAAGAGUGCAGCCAUGGCUAGUUUAAGAAGCAUUUUGUACUUAGCAACUGUGUUUUGCUGCUUGUUUGAGCAGAGCUUUUCUUUUAAUCCGAAGCAGUUGAACUUGUCACUCAGCGCCACCCAAUGGGACACUGCCGGAGCUACUUGGUACGGCAGCCCUGAUGGUUUUGGAAGUGACGGUGGAUCUUGUGGGUAUGGAGAUGUAGUUUCACAAGCGCCAUUCUCUUCCAUGGUUACGGCAGUAGGUCCUUCUCUUUACAAAUCCGGCAGGGAAUGUGGAGCUUGCUAUCAGAUCAAAUGUACCAAACAUAAAUCUUGUUCCGGCAAACCAGUAAGGGUGGUCAUCACAGAUUCUUGCCCUGGAGGGCCUUGUGCGUCCGAUGCUGCACAUUUUGACCUUAGUGGAACUUCAUUUGGUGCCAUGGCACUUCCUGGUCAAGGGGAGGAACUCCGCAAUGCAGGAGUAUUGGAAAUCCAAUUUGCACGCGUGGCAUGUGAUUAUUCAGGAAAAACUAUUGCAUUCCACGUGGACCAGGGAUCGAACUCGAACUACUUUGCUGCUGUGAUCGAGUACGAAGAGGGAGAUGGUGAUCUUGGUAGUGUUGAGUUGAAGGACGCUUCCUCAACUGACAGUGAAGGUGGCGAGGAGUGGCGUGCCAUGCAACAAUCUUGGGGUGCAGUGUGGAAACUUGAUGCAGGGUCAGCACUACAUCCUCCACUGUCAAUAAAGUUGACUUCUGGGUACUCAGGCCAGACAUUGUUGGCUAAAAAUGUGAUUCCAAAUGGGUGGCAACCUGGUGCUACCUACAGAUCCGUGGUCAAUUAUCUAUGAGUCUAGCUAUGACCACGUCUGAAGCAAUAGGAUCUGAAUUACUAGUAUAUAUAAUGAGCUAAGAAAUAUAUGUAGUAACCUAAAAGCAGGAAAAUGGAAGGAUUUAAGCAGUGCGAUCCUCAAUUUCUGCAAAGUCUAUAUAUGAAGUAAUGUAAUCAUAACUGCGUAGAAAUCAGCAGUUUAUGAUAUGAUCUUAAGAACUAUCUUUCUAUCUUUUGGUUUAAA
Messenger RNA from Rosa chinensis, 1094 nucleotides. RefSeq names its product expansin-B15. The transcript is spliced from 4 exons. Bases 51 to 869 code for a protein of 272 amino acids. The record is from RefSeq and is a predicted model, not a curated record. Gene Ontology annotation, biological process: sexual reproduction. NCBI's taxonomy places the organism in Eukaryota, Viridiplantae, Streptophyta, Magnoliopsida, Rosales, Rosaceae. Gene Ontology annotation, cellular component: extracellular region.